AUGCACGCAGCAUUCAAAAAACGACUUUCUAAAGCUUCAAAACUGAACUUCUGUGUCAGCGCCUGUGAACGGAUUUUAAAACAAUCAGUGAGCUGGAUCGCCAAUGGACGAAAACCCUACAGCCUUUUGACCAAACACAAUUCAGACAACCAAGAAUCGUGGACCAGCUGGUUCAACAUUGAUCAUCCCGGAGGGAACGGGGAUUACGAGCGCUUAGAUGCCAUUCGCUUCUAUUACCGGAACAGGGUGUGUCCAAAUCCCAUCCAGAUCGAAGCCCGGACUACCGAUUGGGUCCCUGCCACCAGUUCGGGCCAGGUGGUCCACUCCAGUGUCCACAAGGGCUUCUGGUGCCUGAAUAAGGAGCAGCCCCCGGGGCAAACCUGCUUCAAUUAUUCAGUCCGUUUUCUCUGUCCUUCGGGGUCUUUGACUGGCAAUUCCAAAUCCGUCUGGUCAUAGUGGUCAACAUGGAGUUCCUGUUCAGGAAAAUGUGACCGAGCUGGUGUGCAGACUCGGAGAAGGAUAUGCCUUGCAGAUACUUUCAUGGAUCCGCGCUGUAAGGAUAUCAGUGAGGAAGUGAGGGCUUGUCUGGGACCCCCUUGCAAAGCCUGUAACCUGACGUGCUCCAGGGGUUGGGUGAAUGCCGAAUGCAGCGCAUGUUUCUGCCAAGGACAUGUACUCUCUGGCAUGGUUGCCCUUCAAGAUGGCGCCCCGGCAGCUGGAGCCCGCCUCUACCUGCAAGCGAAGCCAUCCAAGUUCUUAACAGAGUCAGGCCACAAUGGGGCCUUUGAGGUUCCUGGCCUGUGCCCUGAUGGGAAAACCACCCUGCAAAAAAAAUCCAAGUACGUGACGGCUGUGAUCACUUUGUCAGAGAGUGCUGAAAAUUACUCGGCUGUUCGUAUCUACUUGAAAAGAGCCGAAAAACCAUACAUGACCAUGCAUCCAGGAAACAAAGCCAGAAGAGAGGGUCAGAGUGUGUCAUUCUGUUGUCAUGCCACUGAUCCACUACCUGGCAGAUAUUGGUGGUUCCACAACGAUACUCUGCUGGACCCUGCCCUCUAUAAAUAUAAGAGCAACUUGAUUUUGAAGAAUUUGAAGAUGAACCAAGCCGGACGAUAUUUUUGCAAGACCAGCAAUGAAGCAGGUUCGGUCAAGUCUCAAAGCGCAACCCUUUCUCUCAUAGGAAAGAACCGAACACCCUGUGAGUCCAGGCCGGAGAGUUAUCUCAUCCGACUGCCCCACGAUUGCUUUCAGAACUCGACCAAUUCUUUCUACUAUGACGUUGGUAGAUGUUCAGCUACCACAUGCUCCGGAACAUUACGUGAAGGUUUCUGGUGCAAGGACACCAUAACUUACUGCUGUGGGGUCUCCAAGAUGCAAACACGGGAUAUAACAUGUGCCGGCUACACGCUUCCCAUCAAAGUCCCGGUGGAGUGUGGCUGCCAGAAGUGCACCGAGGUCAAAGUCACCGUGCGAGGACGAGCUGUGGCGUCUGAUACGGGAGAGCCCAUGAGGUUUGGUCAUAUCUAUAUGGGGAACAACAGGAUCAGUAUGACUGGCUACAAGGGCACCUUUUCUGUGCAAGUGCCCCCAGACACCGAGAGGCUGGUUCUCACCUUUGUGGACCGCCUGCAGAAGUUUGUAAACACCACCAAAGUGUUGCCGUUCAACAGAAAUGGUGUAGCGGUGUUCCAUGAGGUCAGGAUGUUAAGGAAAAAGCCACCAAUCACACUAGAAUCCACGGAGACUAACAUGAUUCUGGGAGAAAUGGAAGGAGAAGAUCCAAUCGCCGAAGUUGAAAUCCCUCCCAAUACAUUUUACCGGCUGAACGGAGAACUCUACGCGGGGAAAGUGAAAGCCAGCGUGACUUUCCUGGACCCCAGAAACGUCUCCGGUGCAGCCACGGCACAGUCUGACUUGAAUUUUGUAGAUGCUGAAGGGGACAUGCUUCCUCUGAGGACGUACGGCAUGUUUUCUAUGGAUUUCACAGACGAAACGGCUACAGAAUCUCUCAACGCGGGCCAAGUGAAGGUCCGUCUGGACUCUGCUCAGAUCAAAAUGCCAGAACACCUGCAAGGGAUGAAGCUUUGGUCUCUGAAUCCACAAACCGGUUUAUGGGAGGAAGAAGGGGAUUUUGAACUGGACCACAGCAGGCGUGGAAAGCGAGAGGAGAGGACAUUUCUGGUGGGCAACAUGGAGAUACGAGAAAGGAGGCUGUUCAACUUGGACGUCCCCGAAAACAGACGGUGCUACAUCAAGGUCCGGGCUUACCAAAGAGAGAGAUUCCUGCGCAGUGAACAGGUUGCAGGUGUGGUAGUUUCCGUUAUCAACUUAGAACCAACCCCAGGAUAUUCUACCAACCCUAGAGCUUGGGGGCGCUUUGACAGUGCUGUCACCGGCUCUAGUGGUGUUUGUGUCCCAGCUUUCUGUGAUGACCAAAACCCAGAUGCCUACAGUGCCUACAUCAUGGCUAGUCUUGGAGGAGAAGAACUUGAAGCGGUUGCUUCCUCCCCUCAACUUAACCCUUUCACUGUGGGAGUGCCACAACCAUACCUCAGCAAGCUCAAGUACAGGAGAACCGAUCAUCUGGAUCCCAACAUGAAAACGGCCUUCAGGAUCAACGUGGCCAAGCCUACGCCCAAUAUCGCCGAAGAGAGCAAUGGUCCCAUAUACCCUUAUGAAAAGCUGCACGAGUGUGAAGUGGCUCUCCCCUCCGCGGCUCACUUCAGGUUUUACAGAGUAGAAGGAGACCAAUAUGACUACAACACCAUUCCUUUUAAUGAGGAUGACCCUAUGAACUGGACGGAAGACUUGGCUUGGUGGCCCAAACCGAUGGAAUUCAGGGCAUGUUAUAUUAAAGUGAGGAUCAACGGCCCCCUUGAAUUGAUUGUGAGAUCUCGCAACACAGGGGGCACCCAUCCACGGACUGUCGGCCAGUUGUACGGCAUCAGAGACGUGAGAAGCAUCCGUGCUAUGGGCCAUCGCAACUUUUCAACAGCAUGUCUAGAGUUCAAGUGCAGCGGCAUGUUGUACGACCAAGAACGUAUUGACCGGACGCUGGUGAAGAUUAUCCCCCAGGGCAGUUGUUAUAGGCAGAGCGUGAACAACAUGUUGCACGAAUAUCUGGUAAACCACCUCCCCGUGGCCGUGAACAAUGACUCCAGCGAAUAUACGAUGUUGGCUCCUCUCGAUCCGCUUGGUCACAACUAUGGGAUCUAUACCGUGACCGAUCAAGAUCCUCGGACAGCCAAAGAAAUAGCUCUGGGUCGAUGUUUUGAUGGGACCUCUGACAGCUCUUCUAGAAUUAUGAAGAGCGAUGUGGGCAUAGCGCUAACGUUCAAUUGCCAUGAAAGAGACACACGAGAAAAUGUGUUCCAGUCCCUAAGGAACGUAGCUAGGUUUCCAGACAGCCCUUCUAGAGAGAGAACUGGCCUCUGUGAGAAUCCCAGCCCCCUUAUUAAUUCAUGA
Thamnophis elegans (Western terrestrial garter snake) is the source of this 3465-nucleotide messenger RNA. It is a transcript of the gene CILP, whose product is annotated as cartilage intermediate layer protein. NCBI's taxonomy places the organism in Eukaryota, Metazoa, Chordata, Lepidosauria, Squamata, Natricidae. The record is from RefSeq and is a predicted model, not a curated record.